Molecule: messenger RNA, 5208 nt
Organism: Hemicordylus capensis (graceful crag lizard)
Lineage: Eukaryota; Metazoa; Chordata; Lepidosauria; Squamata; Cordylidae
Product: zinc finger protein 420-like
Exons: 6
Coding region: 506-3298 (930 amino acids)
Biological process (GO): negative regulation of transcription by RNA polymerase II
Molecular function (GO): DNA-binding transcription repressor activity, RNA polymerase II-specific
Source: RefSeq, a predicted model, not a curated record
GUAUUUAGAGCCGAGGGGAAAUACUCUAAAUCUUCCCUCUGAAAAGGGGGAAAGGGUAUUUUCCCAGCGGCUGAGACUGAGAGCACCAGGAAAAAGCGGCUCUUCUCUGGAGCGAGACAAGGAGUUCCUCCCUGACAUGCGCAGUCCUGCUUCAAGUCUGGGAGCGAGUGGAGCAGCUAAGCCUUUAACCUCUUAAUGGAUGCCCUCCUCCACUGCCAGGGAAGCCUUUCUGUUGCUGCAUAUACAUCCCCCUUGGCAUUCUAUUGAGAAGGCAUCCUAGGGUUAAAGUGAGAGAGACGCAAGUCCCAGAGAGACAAAAGUGGUUGCUUCCGGCUCCCAUCCUUACCUAAAGUGUCCACACACACACCCGGAGUGUCCCAGUCCCAGUCCGGGUUGUGUGGCAAAUGGAAAGGAGGGGAAAAAUCUCUUGUUAGACAGCAACUAGAAUUGCAGAACUCAUCCAGCCCACCAAAUACAGCCAUUCCUGCUGCAAGGAAGAGCAACUAUGACCUCAUUGGAGAUGGAAAUGCAAGACUCCGCUGGCACAGAAACCAUCACACCGGGGAGGAGUGAGGAAUUCUGGGGGAAGGCUGUGGAGAAAAUGCAUAAGCAUGAAAAUAUGCUCAGUUCAGAUAUCCAGCAGUUCCAGGACCUGGAUGCUAAGGGGCCCCGGGAGGUAUGCAACCUAUUGCACUGUCUUUGCUGUCAGUGGCUCAAACCAGAGCGACACACAAAAACCCAGAUGCUGGAUCUGCUGGUCCUGGAGCAGUUCCUGACAGUUCUCCCGCUGGAAAUGAAGAGCUGGGUCAGAGAAUGUGAGCCAGAGACCAGUUCACAGGCGGUGGCCCUGGCAGAAGGCUUCCUCCUCAGCCAGGAAGAGGACAAGAAGCAGGAAUUGCAGCAGGUUCAGGGGCAGUUAGCAGAAUGGACGGCCAAUGUCUCUGAGGCAGAGAAGGCUCCAUCGGACACCAGACAAAAGCCAUUGUCCAGGCGGAACUCUCAGGAGGGUGACGCAGAUGCCGCCUUGCUGGGCCAUGGCAUAGCAGUGGUGAUUUGUCCAAGCUCUUCUGUCUUGGGUAGUGGUGGAGAAAAGGCUUCUAUACGACCAGAUCAGAGUGCUGUGUCUUUUGAGGAGGUGUCUGUACAUUUCACUAAGGAGGAGUGGGCUCUGCUGGAUGCAGACCAAAGAGCCCUGCACAGAGAAGUCAUGGAGGAGAACAGGCAGAAUGUGGCCUCUCUGGCAGGUGAUGAGUGGAAGAGCAAGAAUAAGGGAGAACUUUUUAGAACAUUAGUGGAAAGAGUGAAAUGUAAAAAGGAAGGACAGCAGAGAAAGGAAACUGAAAUAAGAAAAGAAAGGAGGAAUGAAUCCACUGCUCUUCAUGCUGGUGACCACCAUGAAACCCCAAUCCAAGGAAAAAUGGACAAAAUAAAUGAAUGGAGAAAGCACCUAACAUGUGAGGAAAGUUUCCAUUGUAAAUCAAGCCUUAUUUGGAGAGAGAAGUUAGGGGAGGAGUCAUUUAAGUGCUUUGAUUGUGGGGAAAACUUCAGUCGGUACUCAAACCUUAUUAUGCAUCAAAGAAUUCACACAGGAGAGAAACCAUUUAAAUGUUUGGAGUGUGGAAAAAGCUUCAGACAGAACUCACGUCUUUCAGAACAUCAAAGAGUUCACACAGGUGAGAAACCAUUUAAAUGUUUGGAGUGUGGGAAGAAUUUCGGUCAGAGCUCAUAUCUUAAAGAACAUCAUAGAACACACACAGGAGAAAAAUUGUACCAAUGCUUGGAGUGUGGGAAGAGUUUCAGACAUACCUCAGAUCUUAGGAGACACGCAAGUAUUCACAUGGAGGAGAAACCAUUUAAAUGUUUGGAGUGUGGGAAGAGCUUCAGUCAAAACAAAUAUUUUAUAGAACAUCAAAGAAUCCACACAGGCGAGAAACCAUUUAAAUGUUUGGAGUGUGGGAAGAGCUUCAGACAGAAGUCAGUUCUUAAAAGACAUGAAAGAAUUCACAUAGAGGACAAGCCAUUUCAGUGUUUGGAGUGUGGGAACAACUUCAGUCAUAACUCACGUCUUAAAGAACAUCAAAGAAUUCACACAGGUGAGAAACCAUUUAAAUGUUUGGAGUGUGGGAAGAGUUUCAGUCAGAGCUCACAUCUUACAGAACAUCAAAGAAUUCACACAGGUGAGAAACCAUUUAAAUGUUUGGAGUGUGGGAAGAGCUUCAGUAAGAUGUCUGUUUUUAAAAGGCAUGAAAGAAUUCACAUGGAGGAGAAACCAUUUCAGUGUUUGGAGUGUGGGAAGAACUUCAGUCAUAAUUCACGUCUUAAAGAACAUCAAAAAAUUCACAUGGAGGAGAAACCAUUUAAAUGUCUGGAGUGUGGGAAGAGCUUCAGUCAGAGCUCACAUCUUAUAGAACAUCAUAGAAUUCACACAGGCGAGAAACCAUUUCAGUGUUUCGAGUGUGGGAAGUGCUUCAGUCAUAAUUCACGACUUAAAGAACAUCAAAGAAUUCACACAGGCGAGAAACCAUUUCAGUGUUUUGAGUGUGGAAAAAGCUUCAGGUCAAGUUCAGCUCUUAAGACACAUGAAAUAAUUCACACAGAUGAAAAACCAUUUAAAUGUUUGGAGUGUGGGAAGAGCUUCAGUCAUAACUCAGGUCUUAAAAAACAUCAAAGAAUUCACACAGGUGAGAAACAAUUUAAAUGUUUGGAAUGUGGAAAGAGUUUCAGUCAGAGCUCACAUCUUACAGAACAUCAAAGAAUUCACACAGGAGUGAAACCAUUUAAAUGUCUCGAGUGUGGGAAGAGCUUCUGUAAUAACUCAGGUCUUAAAAUACAUGAAAGAAUUCACAUGGAGGAUAAACCAUUUAAAUGUUUUGAGUGUGGGAAGAACUUCAGCCAGAACAAAUAUCUUACAGAACAUCAAAGAAUGCACACAGGCGAGAAACCAUUUAAAUGUUUGGAAUGUGGGAAGAGCUUCUGUAAGAAUUCAGUUCUUAAAAUACAUGAAAGAAUUCAUAUGGAGGAGAAACCAUUUAAAUGUUUGGAGUGUGGGAAGAGCUUCACUCAGAGCUCAUGUCUUACAGAUCAUCACAGAAUUCACACAGGCGAGAAACCAUUUAAAUGUUUGGAAUGUGGGAGGAGCUUCAGAAAGAAGUCAGUUCUUAAAAUACAUGAAAGAAUUCACACAGGCGAGAAACCAUUUAAAUGUUUGGAGUGUGGAAAGAGCUUCCGUUUGGGCAGAGCUCUUAGAAGACAUGAAAAAAUUCAUAAAAAUCCUCACGGGGAUUUGUUCCCCAUCUAAGUGUUCCAAUUUCAUGUGGAAUGACCUCAGUCACAAGUUAGACCUUACAAAACAUUGAAAAAAUUCACAGUGGAGAGAAAUCAUUUAAACCUUUGUUGUGUGUGAAGAGUUUACCUCAGCAACCAGAUCCUUCUAACCAUCUCCAUUCACACAGGAGAAAGGCCAUUUAAUUGUUUAGAGAAAGGUUCAGUCAGAGCACAAGUUUUAAGAAUAAUGAAAUAAUUCACAAUAGGUGAGAUAACAUUUAAAUGCUUGGUGUGUGGGAAGAACUCCAGAGCUCAUGUUUUCCACCAUAUGAAACAAUGCACACAGUUUUAUUAGGAUAUUAUUAGGUUAUUUAUUUUUGUCACUCAGUAUGCAAAAAUGUCCUUCCCUCCAAAUAAGCCAUGCAGGCUAAAAACAAUAUAAAUGCUUUGAGUGUGGAAAGAGCUGCAGUUCAGUAACAAAAAAACCCGCUUUAAGACAAGAGUUAAGAGGCUUUCCGUUUCCCCUCAUGAAAGGGAAUGAAAAUUACAGGUUUAGGUGCCCAUCAUAACUUCCAUACCGUGUAAGCUAUGUAGACCUUUUACAAAUUGGUUUAUUAUGCUGGCUCCACAAAUGAGGCUUCAUGUACCCACACUUGGCCUUGAUCUUUCAGCUGGACACUGAGCUGAGAAAGGACGUGGCACAUCCAGGCAGAAAUUCUAGAAGUUCUGCUUCCCCAGUCUACUCCCUUAGUUGCACUUGAUGCAUCUCAACGGAGAGCUGGUAAAAACUGAGCUGUAGCAACCAGAAACUGGCAUGCAUCUUUGUAAGAAGAUGUCCACAAACAGAGGGUUUUAGAGGGUAGGGAAGCAAAGGUUGUCUUUUUAACUGUCUUUAAAAAAAAGAAAAAAAAGAAUGACAAGUGAUGACAGUUAGGAAGUGGGGAGUGUUGGCUAGAGAGGGACCAGUAAUGAAAGAAGGAAGAGGUCAGUGUGAGAGCUCCUGUAGAAGACUGAGCAAGGGGGUUGUUCAGGGUGUUUUGUAGGAAACUUUGGGGACGUAUUGAGCAGAGACUGUAGGAGACCAGUGGUGAACUGGAGCAGUACUUUGGGUUUGGAAAGUGGGUUUCAGAACAAGUUGCACUAAUAAGACAAUAUAUACCCCUGUCCUAGUCCGCUUAGCAAGCUUAAGGAGGAUGUGUGACAAGGAGGUCACAUAUCAUGCUCAGGAUUGUGCUUCACAAUCGCACAAAAUAGCAACAUUGUAAUGAAGUUCAUGUGGCCUCCUUAGUAGGAAUUCUGUUACCAUUUUAAACCAAUAAUAAACUUCUUCUUAGGUGUUUCACAAUUUACACUUGGUUGUUUCAUAUGUACUGACCAUUUAUCCUGUUCUGCCCUCACAAGGCUACAUUGCGAAGAGGAGAUAUUCACUAAGGGCAGAGUAACAAACCUUAUCAUAUGGUGGCAGCACAAGAUAAAGUCUAAACAAAAAAAAGGGAGGUGGUGGGAACCCUAAUACUUCCAGCGAACAUGCUAAUUCAACCAGGGCAAAAUCAAAACAAAACAAAACACAUCCUUGCAUUUAGGGUGGGCUUGUGCGUUGGUGUGCAUAUAUGUUUUUGUUAGAUUUAUUAUCUGCAUUUUUUCUUGGGUUUGUUAACUUUUGUACAGUGGUUAAUGAGCCAUUAAGUAUGAAAUAUUUGAAAUUCCUAAAGUAUUUUUGUGUUAAUAUAUUGAUCCAUUAAUACAUGCAUUGAUGCAUUAAGACCUGCAUGUCUCUCGUACUAUAACGCACAUUACACUCUAAGAUGCCUUUUAAGGUAUAGAAUUCCUACUACAUAAAUUACCUUAUUGUUGUGGUCAAAAGAUCUAUCUGAAUAUUAUAGAGUGGUACGAAGUGCAUUUAUUGCCUUAGGUAUCAUGAAAAUAAAAUUCUUAUUUGUAAAA